AUGUUUGGUCCCCUUCGUGUUCCUGUCCGUCGUGUGCUUCUAUCGCGUCGUAAUGCUUCGACUGAAAGUCUCAAGUGGUCCACUACUAUGAACAAGUCAUUGUCACUAUCAGAUCCUGCACUAUUUGACAUUAUUGAGCGUGAGAAACAACGCCAACGCAACUGCAUCAGCCUUAUUGCGUCGGAAAACUUUACUUCAGUGUCAGUACUGGACGCACUGGGCUCUAUAAUGUCAAACAAAUACUCGGAAGGAUACCCAGGCCAACGCUAUUAUGGUGGGAACCAGUUUAUUGACCAAGCAGAAGAACUCUGUCGUGCUCGAGCCCUGGAAGCUUUUAACCUUGAUCCGGAAGAAUGGGGAGUCAAUGUCCAGUCAUUAUCUGGCUCACCUGCUAAUUUUCAAGUCUAUACGGCUCUACUAGAGCCACAUGACCGUAUUAUGGCAUUGGAUUUGCCACAUGGCGGUCAUUUGUCCCAUGGUUAUCAACUUGGUCGGAAGAAGAUUUCGGCGACGUCCAUUUUCUUUGAGAGCAUGCCCUAUCGUCUAGACGAGAGCACGGGUCUUAUUGAUUACGAUGGACUGGAGAAGACAGCGGCACUAUUUCGACCGAAGCUUAUUGUUGCAGGCACUAGUGCGUACUCGCGUCAUAUUGAUUACGCGCGUAUGCGUGAGAUCUGUGACCAGCAGGACGCUGUGUUGCUUGGUGACAUGGCUCAUAUUAGUGGACUGGUAGCAGCUGGUGUUGUACCCUCGCCGUUCAAGUACGCGGACGUGGUGACUACGACAACUCACAAGUCACUGCGUGGACCCCGUGGAGCUAUGAUUUUCUAUCGGAAGGGUGUACGCCACACGGACAAGAAAAGUGGUAAAGAAGUCAUGUACGACCUGCAGCAGAAGAUUGACUUUGCCGUGUUUCCUGGUCUCCAGGGUGGACCGCAUAACCACACAAUUGCUGCUUUGAGCACGGCCUUGCUCCAGGCACAGAGUUCUGAGUUUAAGUCGUACCAGUCGCAAGUGAUUGCGAAUGCUCGUGCCAUGGUGGCUGAAUUGAUGAAGCGUGGCUACGAGGUGAUAUCAAAUGGCACGGACAACCAUUUGGCUCUCGUAGAUGUGAAGAAGUCGCGUGGCAUUGAUGGCGCUCGUGUCGAGUUUGUGCUUGAGAGUGCCAAUAUGGUGGUGAACAAGAACACGGUGCCUGGUGACAAGAGUGCGUUUGUGCCUGGUGGAAUUCGUCUUGGUGCCCCUGCGUUGACCACGCGUGGAUGCACGGAAGAGGAUUUCCAUCAAGUGGCUGCCUUCCUUGAUGAAGGUGUCAAGCUCACGGCUGAGCUGAAUGAGCGUGCUCGUGCACAGGGCAUGAAGAAGGUGAAGGACUUUAAGGAGUUUGUUGCAAAAGACGCUGAGGCGAUGGAGAAAGUGGAGGCGCUGAAACGCAAUGUGACUGCGUUUGUGCGGCAGUUUCCUACCAUUGGCUUCAGUGAAGAAGACAUGAAGUACAAGGACUAG
Messenger RNA from Peronospora farinosa, 1506 nucleotides. NCBI's taxonomy places the organism in Eukaryota, Oomycota, Peronosporomycetes, Peronosporales, Peronosporaceae. The record is from the annotation of a GenBank genome assembly.